Messenger RNA from Stegostoma tigrinum, 2794 nucleotides. It is a transcript of the gene irf2b, whose product is annotated as interferon regulatory factor 2b. Gene Ontology annotation, molecular function: DNA-binding transcription factor activity, RNA polymerase II-specific; RNA polymerase II cis-regulatory region sequence-specific DNA binding. Lineage: Eukaryota; Metazoa; Chordata; Chondrichthyes; Orectolobiformes; Stegostomatidae. Gene Ontology annotation, cellular component: nucleus. The transcript is spliced from 12 exons. The record is from RefSeq and is a predicted model, not a curated record. Gene Ontology annotation, biological process: immune system process; regulation of transcription by RNA polymerase II. The coding region runs from base 820 to 1893 and encodes 357 amino acids.
CGGCCACCGAUCCCUCACCACCCUCCCCCCACUCAACCAUCUUCGGCCACCGCACUGCCAACCCAGCCACCCCCGCCCCGGCGGAGCUCCGGCCGCCAGAUCCCCCCCGGUGGGUGCCCCGACACACUUCACUCUCCGAGCUGACGGUCUGGGGAUGUGAAAACUGAAAAUGAAUUUCUGAGGAAUCGAUGCAGCCCGUCAGACCAAUGGAAGUUUGCGGAGGACUUCCGCAGUCGGUGGAGUGAGGCCCGCCCAGGCGAUGUUGUAAAUUCUUAAGGCACAAACACGAAAACAAAUCGGGGGGGGGGGGAUGGAAUUUCCAGCCUUCCGCCGCCUUCUUUUACUUUCGAUCUAAUUCUGCAACUGGCAGGACGGGGGGCUUGGGUUUUGUCUCUUUGGUCGUAUCUGUACGUGUUCCACCACCCCCCCCCUCACUUUCUUGACGUGACCGUCCCGCUGUCAGCCACUUUGAAAACACCAGGGAUCAUUUAUCUUUGGAAGUGGGGAUUUGGAGGAUAUUGCUGCGUGACUAUUAAUAACAAGCAGUGAAUGCUCCACAUCUCUGUAAUAUCCCAGACCUGACAGAACUAUUGCCCUUUUCCUGUAUGACACACUCUCCAAGUCAGACACUGUUCUGACUGUAAGUUCAGUCGCAGUUUGACAGCUAGGUGAUAAGAACAGGGAAGAAAACUAUCCCUGACUGUCACAAGGUCGGGGGACAAGGUCAAGACAGGAGGUGUGAGGAAGGAAAAUUGAAGUGGAAACAAAUUGCAAAAUGAGUGGCAGCAAAAUAAUUGGAAGAAAUCUUCUGAGGUGGCAAUGCCAGUGGAGAGAAUGCGCAUGCGUCCAUGGCUAGAAGAACAAAUAAAUUCAAAUAAAAUACCUGGUUUGAAAUGGCUGAACAAGGAGAAGAUGAUUUUUCAGAUUCCCUGGAUGCAUGCUGCUCGACAUGGAUGGGACGUAGAGAAGGACGCCCCAUUAUUUAAAAACUGGGCAGUUCAUACAGGAAAAUACCAUCAUGGUGUAGACAAACCUGACCCUAAGACAUGGAAGGCCAACUUCCGCUGUGCCAUGAACUCAUUACCCGACAUAGAAGAAGUAAAGGACAGAAGUAUCAAAAAGGGGAGUAAUGCAUACAGAGUGUACAGAAUGCUACCAGCCACUGAAAAACCAAAUAAAAAAGGAAAGAAAUCAAAAGGGGAAAAGGAAGAAACAAGUAAACCAGCCAAGUGGAAAACACCAAGUUUUCCUUUCGAAGAAAAUCAAGUAUUGAUAAACAGUCAUGGUCUCUACGCAAACUCCAAUACUGUAGUCAAAGAAGAUGCACAAGUUCACAGCACUGUGGGCAGUCAUAUGGAACUUGGAUGUUCUCCAAGUCAUAGCGUACUGGAAGAACCCAUGAUUGUCAGCAAUCCUCCCGACGUCUGCCAAGUUAUAGAAGUGACCACAGAAUGUGAUGACCAACCUAUCAGCACAAGCCAGCUGUACCCAUUACAGAUCUCCCCAGUCUCCUCCUAUGCAGUAGAAAGUGAAACGGAUAGCGUUGGAACUGAUGAAGAACCUGAUGAGGUGACUGAGAGCACAAACCAAGACCAAUCACAGUGGCAGCAGAGCAACAUCGAAGGCAAGGAGUUUCUGAGCAACAUCGGCAUGAACACUGCGUUUUCCCCACCUGCAGGCCCCACUGUGACCUCCAGCAACUUCAGCUUCAAACUCCUGACCAAUGGCUCUGAGAAAGCACCCAUUUACACCUCUGCCACAUGCUCCAGCCUGUCAGUCAGCAUCUCCACAUCACCUGUGCCAUCGCAGCAAGCCUCUUUAAAACACCGUGUGGCUGAAAACCGAGCGACUGUCAUCGUGAAGACAUCGGACUUAACCCGAGGCAAGAACUGAUGAAUUCUCCAUUUCCUUGGGUGUAAUAUCUCCUUGUUCCGGUGAUACCUUUAUUGGGCUAAGCUGCACUGUACCAUAGAUGGACCUCACAGGCCUAUUUGACUUAAAUAUAUAUAUAUAUCUAUAUAACUUAAAAGAAAAUGUGCUGCAGAACUGGAAAUCACUUGGUUGCCUUUGCCUCAACUGCCAUCUCCAGUUCAUGAAUUUUAACUCAGGACAUAAUGUUGAACGAUUUUCUCUGUUUUCCUGUUGCACUUCGCUGUUACUUCAGUGACAGCAAGAGGCUGAGGCAAGGCUCAGCCUUGAAUGCACAUCUGAGCACUUGAGACAGGACCAAUACGUUACAACCACAAUCUCCACGUGCCUAUCAAACCCACCUGCAGCAGGGGACAAAAAAAAUGUGAACUGCUUUGACAAUGUGUAAAUUUUUUUUGUAUUCUUUGAAUGUGCAUAUGUAUAUAACGCAGGAGGAAUUGAAUUUUACUGCUUUUUGCACCUUAAAUCUCAGCUCACCCUUAAUGCUGUCACAUUGCUGGCAAUUACAUGCAUUUAGAACUUAAAAGAUUCCUGUGGUUUGGAGUUUAUGGCCUGAUCUUAUGCCUGCUUACACUGGUCUCCUUUGCUCAAGCACAAAACUACAAUAAGCAGUGCGCAAAAAAGUGAAGUGGCUUGAUAAAAAGGACUGGUUUUAAAUUUUUUUCUAAAGCAAGCUGUUUUUUAUCACAUGUAAAGGGAUUAUUUUAUUCAGGGUAAUUGAAUUCUGAAGUGAACAGAAAUCUUAAACUUUUUUUUACAAAAUAAAUGUUGUUUCUGACUUUGUUUAUCAGCAUAAACAUCUGUGGUAAAUUGAUAAUUUUUUUUUACAAAAUUUGUAGCAGUUAUAGACUCUCCAAUAAAAUGU